Austrofundulus limnaeus is the source of this 689-nucleotide messenger RNA. RefSeq names its product APC11 anaphase promoting complex subunit 11 homolog (yeast) (gene anapc11). Gene Ontology annotation, biological process: anaphase-promoting complex-dependent catabolic process. Lineage: Eukaryota; Metazoa; Chordata; Actinopteri; Cyprinodontiformes; Rivulidae. The transcript has 2 exons. Gene Ontology annotation, cellular component: anaphase-promoting complex. The record is from RefSeq and is a predicted model, not a curated record. The coding region runs from base 343 to 597 and encodes 84 amino acids. Gene Ontology annotation, molecular function: ubiquitin protein ligase activity; zinc ion binding; cullin family protein binding.
ACAGAACGGCGGCUAAGCUAAUAAGGCUAAAUGUGGCUGAUCAGUCGUAAUUUAGUUUCAAAAUAGUUGUUAAUUGCAAAGAAAGUGUAACACUACUGGUGRUGGACAUCGGAAGGACACAUCGGAAUAUAAUUAGUGAGUUGUGGUGAACAUUUAGUCUGGGAAAAGUUUGGUUUGAGGCGGAAAAUGCUCCUGGAAAAUGAUGAUUACGAUGCUAACAGCUAACUGAGCACAGCUGAUUAGCGUGACGUAAUUAAGGAUAUCUAAUUUCACCUGUGACGGACUUGAGCUGAAGACAGAGACUGGACUUUCUCAUCGGUUCGGUUUGAAUCUCGGAGGAGGAUGAAGGUGAAGAUCCGUCAGUGGAAUGGAGUGGCCUCCUGGUUGUGGGUUGCUAACGAUGAGAGCUGCGGGAUCUGCAGGAUGGCUUUCAAUGGCUGCUGUCCGGAGUGUAAAGUACCUGGAGACGACUGCCCGCUGGUCUGGGGUCAGUGCUCCCACUGUUUCCACAUGCACUGCAUUCUGAAGUGGCUGAACUCCCAGCAGGUCCAGCAGCAGUGCCCCAUGUGUCGACAGGAGUGGAAGUUCAAGGAGUGAAGCUCUUCAAGCACUUUUUGUAAUUGUUUAAGUUGGAGUUACAUUUUGUACUGGUUCUGUUUUAAUUUGGAAUAAAGCAACAGAAGAAAAAA